AUGGUUUCUUUUUUGGCGGCUUUUGACAACAUGAUUGUAGCAAGCAAUACACCAUUGGCCUUUCUUUUGACCGCCUCCACAUCCCAACCGCUUUACGGAAAAUGGGUCGAUAUGUUUGGUCGACGGACUUGCUUUUUAUUCGCCACAUGCUGUUAUCUCGUUGGCGCUAUCUUGUGUGGAGCGGCGCAAGCCAUGGUCAUGCUGAUCGUCGCGCGAGCACUCUGUGGCCUUGGCAUCGGCGCUUUCGAUACCCUGAUGAAAAUCAUCGUAGCAGAUUAUAUCCCUGUACGUUAUAUCGGAUUAUAUCAGGCCUUGUUGGGCAUUUCUUGGGGAUUGGGUUAUGUGGCGGGUGCUCUCCUGGGUAAGUCAUGGCGGUGGCUGAUUGGUUUUUGGUUCAGUUGCGUUGUUGCUUUAGUCUUGGUUUUUAUCUCGAUUGAACGACCCACCACGUCCACGCACUGGCGUCAGCAUGUAGCAAGGAUUGAUUUUGUCGGUAUUGUCCUGUGGUCCGUUGGCGUUGUAUGCAUGGUAUUGGGUCUUAGUUGGGGUGGAACUACGUAUGCGUGGGAUUCCCCGAUCAUUUUAUGUUUGAUUUGUAUCUCCGUGGUGAUUAUGGUUCUGUUUGGUGUUUGGGAAUACGCUUGGGCAUCCGAUCCACUGGUUCCUCGUGGCGUAUUUUCAAAUCGCAGCAGUAUUCUGAUCCUUUUGGCCGCUUUCCUUUACGGAGGCUGUUUCCAAUCGCUCAUGACUUAUACGCCGCUGUAUUUAUCCGUCAUUCGCAAAGAAGACAGCAUGACCACCAAUCUCUUAUUGCUGUGUCUCGUGUUGUUUGCUUGUAUUUGUAACGUCCUCACAGGAUUUGUGAUUGUCAAAACUGGACGUUACACGUGGGCCACUCGAUUUUCUCUCGUUGUUUUGACGCUCGCCUGCGGGUUAUUGAAUCUCUUGCGCACCGAUUCCACGACUGGACUUAUUGUCGGUCUCAUGAUCGUUACAGGCAUCGGUAGUGGUGCCAUGAUCAACAGCAGCAUUAUUACAGCUCAAGCUUCGGUUUCUAUCGAACACGUUCCAUCUAUGGUAGCUUUCAUGACCUUUUGCGAUCAAGUGGGCGGUAUCACCGGCAUUACGAUGACGGGCAGUAUUCUUUCCAACACAUUGAAGCAGAAUGUAGACAAACUAGCGUUACCAGGCGUAUCGGCAGACAUGGUGCGUCAGAGUUCAGCUUAUCUGUGGCAACUGCCUCUACCCAUCCGAUCGCUCAUCCUCAACGCUUACAUGGAUUCUGUCCGUAUGUCGUUUUGGGGAUCCACGGCGCUUGCGGCCACAGGUUUGCUCGUAUGCAUAGGCCUCAAGUCGUAUGUCAUGCGUACACGCAGAACAGAGGGAGAAAAAAUAGAGUGUGUGCAAAGAGAGAUCACCGUUAACGAUAAGCAUGGGACGCCGCACACAUUGGAGUUAGAUAAUUCCCACUUGAAAUCAACUUGUUCGCAUGGAAAUUUAUCGACUGUCUAUGAUAUCCGAUACAUCUAUGGCAUAUCUACGAAUUCAGAUUCACCUCAACAUCAUAGAGAUACUUUGCUUGGUGUCCCUUCCUCUUCGGCGAUACAGUGGGAGCAGGUCACACUGACUUUCUUUCUAUCGAAUGACCAACAAAGUUCUGAAGCCCUAGUCAAGUUUGCUCAGCAGCUCAGACAACGCAGCAUGCCAAAGGGGGAAUCGUUGGCCGUGACCCGCGUGUAUGUGUUUCUCAAUCCGGUCUCGGGAUCGCGAAAGGGACCUCAGGUAUGGAAUGACCUGGUACGUCCUAUGCUGGUCGCGGCUGGGUUCCAGGAAUCCCGUUUCCAGGUGGUGCCAACCUCCGGAAACAACCGGACCCGAUCCUUGGCCGAAAAGGUGGGAGCCCAAAUUCUUGCGCAAGACCAUCAAGAGGUGCCUCACAUGGUUAUCUGUAUAGGAGGUGAUGGCACCGUUCACGACGUCGUCAAUGGCUUGUCGGAUGCAUUUGAUAAACGAACCUUGCCUGUCUCUUCCUUCCGUCUGGGCGUUGUUCCCGCCGGUUCCGGAAACGCUUUUGCCCUUGGCUUGGGUAUCUCCGCGGCCGAACAAGCAACUCUUCACAUCAUUCAUCAGCGAACGUCGCCGUUCCGAUUAAUGGACGUUUCAUUCGGGUCUGUUUCCCCAGCAUCUGAACAAGACCCAUGGUAUCAGCAUGUUGCCUACGAUACGCAACGUACACCGAUUCGCAUUCUCGUAGUGAUGAGCUGGGGAUUUCAUGCCGAAAUCGUAUCCAAGGCGCGGUAUCUUCAGAGGUGGAUGGGCAAUCGAAGAUUUUCCCUGGUCGCCUUGUAUUUGGCCCUGUUUUUGAAGCAUUACCCGGGAGAAUUGGUGCUGAUCGAUGCUCAGCGUCGGCACAACGGCGCAUUCCAACCACCUUGCACGGUCCAACUGAGCGACAAACCUUUUACAUACUUUUUGGCUUCCAAACAACCUUCGCUGGAACCUGGAUUCAAAAUCACGCCUUUUGCCUCCCAUGCAAGCGAUGAUAUGGACGUGAUUAUGAUGCGUCAAAUCUCGGCAGCUCGACUGAAAGAGAUAUCCAUUAAAGUUUUCCAAGGAGGUCGUCACGUCGACGAAGAAGCCGAAGUCGAGUAUUACAAAGCAACCGAAAUGGUGCUACGUGUAAAAGAUGGCGCCGAUUUGUGUUUGGACGGAGAGAUCUAUCCGAUCAAGGCCAACCAUGUUGUACGCAUCAAAACGAUUGGACCGUCGCAAGGACAACCUAAUUUUGAGACAUUUGUAGCCUAA
Messenger RNA from Radiomyces spectabilis, 2805 nucleotides. RefSeq names its product ATP-NAD kinase-like domain-containing protein. Gene Ontology annotation, biological process: transmembrane transport. The transcript is spliced from 9 exons. Lineage: Eukaryota; Fungi; Mucoromycota; Mucoromycetes; Mucorales; Radiomycetaceae. Gene Ontology annotation, molecular function: transmembrane transporter activity; kinase activity. The record is from RefSeq and is a predicted model, not a curated record. Bases 1 to 2805 code for a protein of 934 amino acids.